AUGAAGCUCAACUACCUCCUUGUCCUUGCUGGCGCGGCUGUUCCUGCUCUGGCGGCAUCUGGCUCUUCAUCAGGGUCGGCAUCUGCCACGACUCCGUCUACUACCCCAUCUAGUGCUGGCUCUUCUACCAAGCCGUCGACAAGUACAAGUACCUCGGCGGCCACUAACCGUCUAGUACCGCAUCUAGUACCGCAUCUAGGACCGCAUCUAGUACCGCAUCUAGUACACCAUCCAGUGCUGUUUCCUCGUCGAAAGCAUUGA
Letharia columbiana is the source of this 261-nucleotide messenger RNA. RefSeq lists its product as uncharacterized. The record is from RefSeq and is a predicted model, not a curated record. Bases 1 to 261 code for a protein of 86 amino acids. The transcript has a single exon. Lineage: Eukaryota; Fungi; Ascomycota; Lecanoromycetes; Lecanorales; Parmeliaceae.